Molecule: messenger RNA, 3875 nt
Organism: Scleropages formosus (Asian bonytongue)
Lineage: Eukaryota; Metazoa; Chordata; Actinopteri; Osteoglossiformes; Osteoglossidae
Product: sorting nexin-16-like
Exons: 8
Coding region: 483-1514 (343 amino acids)
Biological process (GO): endosome to lysosome transport; protein targeting to lysosome; early endosome to late endosome transport
Cellular component (GO): early endosome; late endosome
Molecular function (GO): phosphatidylinositol binding
Source: RefSeq, a predicted model, not a curated record
GGGAGCGACGGAGAGCAGAGCUGAGCGCGAGCACGAGCAGGAGCGCGAGGCGGAGGCAAAGGAGGCACAAAAUUAUAACAAGACGAAGACGAAGAGCGCGCGCCGUGAGCGAACCGAACGUCGGGCUCCGGGAAACACAUCGAUUGUCGCCACUGUCUCGUUCCGCGUGACUGUGUGACGAUCGCUCGAGGUGCGGCUCGCGCUCCAGCUGAGCCAGGGCAGAGGGGGGGCUGAAGAAGAAGAAUAAAGAGAACAAGUGAUCGAGAAGCUUCCCUGACGGCGGCGCGCUGGGGGACAGUGAGCGGCGACAGGAGCACCUCCAUCAUCCAUCACCAUGUGCGCAGCAGGAACAAGCUAGCCUGGAGGGCAGGAAGGAGCCGGCCUUCGCAGGCACGUUUCGACAUGGUCGAUUCCUUCCUCAGCGCCCGCUCCAUGUGUUCGGGGCCACGCUGAGUCGCUGGAGGAGAAAGGGGUUCGAUUACAUGGCAGCACCUUUUGCACCGGUUCCUACCCCAAUGAGGCGCGCCUCGCAGACCACUGGCAGCUUCCGGAACUGGCGGACGGCCUCCCUGGACAGCGUCUCCAGCAGCUCCAGCUCGUCCACGUGGGUGAGCGUUCUCCCCGGGACGCCUAGCAGAGGCCAUCCCUGCCUGAGGCCCAGCGCCUCCCUGCCGGGCCGCGCACCAGCCCUACAUCCGCAUUCCAGCAUCCAUGUCUCCGGCACCUUGACGGAAUAUUCCAGCAGCUCACGCCUCAGCUGGGAAGAUGGGCCCAUCACGCCCACUGUGCUGGGAUACGAGGUGAUGGAGGAGCGCGCAAAAUUCACCGUGUAUAAGAUCCUGGUGAGGAAGACCCCACAGGAGAGCUGGGUGGUCUUCAGGAGAUACACAGACUUCUCCAGGCUGAACGACAAGCUGAGGGAAAUGUUUCCAGGAUUCCGCCUCUCCCUGCCACCCAAGCGCUGGUUCAAGAACAACUACAACCUGGGCUUCCUGGAAGAUCGGCAGCUGGGCCUUCAGACGUUCCUGCGGAACCUGGUGGCACACAAGGACGUGGCCAACUGCUUGCCGGUCAGGGACUUCCUGUGCCUGGAUGACCCACCAGGCCCCUUUGACAGCCUGGAGGAGAGCAGGGCUUUCUGUGAAACCCUCGAGGAGAGCAACUAUCGGCUCCAGAAAGAGCUGCAGGAGAAGCAGCGGGAAAUCAACACCCUGAGGAAGAUGCUGGAGGAGCAGCAACAGCACAUCGAUGUGCUGGAGAGGAGAAUCCAUGUGGAAUCCCUGACCCCGGAGAGUCCCUGCCAGCUGUCUGCCCAGGGCAGCGAAAGCAGCGUUGAUGUUGACGUGGACGUGGAUGUGGACGCAGAGUGUUCGGCAGCAGAGGCCGACCGGGAGAUAACGGAAGACAAAAGCCGUAGCGUAAAGUCCUCGAGACGUUCGUCCUGUUGGUGCGGACCAGACAUCGCCAACUCCCCGCCCGUCAUCCCUUUGUCGCUCGUCCGACAGGAGCAAUGACCGCAACCUCAACGUGCAUCACGGAUCCUGCGCUCUCCCUCUUCCUCGUCAACCCGGGACAGGAGAGUGGCAACCAGGGGCCCCAGCGACCGCUGCUUCAGUGGAGGUAGCAGGUUCUCUUCACCUUGACCCUCCAUGUGAAGGGGGGGGCGCAGCUCUCCUGAUCCCUGCCUUUCCCUGAAGCUUCUACGAGUCGUUCCUUCGAUCACGUGAGGAAACAUCCUGGAGAAACAAACCGUGGCACCAGGCGCCACCCCGACACCAGCCUGGAAAAACGAUUUCCCCGUGAAAAGUUUCUCGAGGCCACGUCCGUCACCGAACCCGUGAAACACCAAGUAAGCGCGAGACACAAAUAACGUUUUCCGGCGGCAGUGUUGGUGGAGGGAAGGUUCAUCUUGAGUGAACACUGGAUUUAUUCCUACGUGGGGAAAGUUCCGCGAAGGUCAACGGCCCCGUUUUCUCCAUGAUACACGUCGGCAGUGUCUUUUUUGAAGCUCCUUGAAAUGUCCAUCUGAAAUGUCCCAUUUCCUCCCCAAGUGACAUUAUUUUAAAGAGCAAUGAAAUUAUACAUCUUAAUACACUCAAUAAAUGCUCGUACCCAGAGUGACCCUAGCAGACACCAGCAGAGCAAGAACGUCCGAGACGCCGGAUGCAGCAGGUUCUCCUCGGCACUCGUCCUCCUGCUCAGUCCGUUUCGACUGAAGCCUUCGUUAACGUUGCAUCUCAAUCGAAACGACACCUCGGACUCAUGCAAGCUUUGGAAACGCUCACAGUGUUUUAUAGCCAAUUAGUUCCUUUCGACGUCACCCGCGCUUGCAGCCUGUCGAGGAUUAAACGUUAAAGUGACCCUUGGCCUGCACAACGUGCGGAAGGUAGAAUUUUCCGGAGCUCGAACAGGUGGAAGGAGAUCUUCCUCAAGCUGCGUAGACUGCAGGCGCUGUCGUGGCGCAGUGUGCGUGUGCAGGCAGCGCGGUUCACUUGUACCUAAUUUAUACCGUGCUUCUCUUUUUUUUUUAAUUUUGUACGGAAACUGCUAAAUCUAAUCUGACCCCUCAGAGCGAAAGUUCCUUCUCAUGGCUUAAAAAAAAGAAAAAGCGGCGAAAACCGAAACUGAAAUGUACGUGCGAACAAAUACGUGCGUCUUUCUGACACUCCGUAGAUCUGUUAGAAAUAAGUUAUACAAAUAUAACACAAGUCUCUAACAACGUCAGUAAAUGACAGUAGGGCACUUUGCGCACAUGAGAAGAGUGUAGUCAUAUAGGAAAGGGCUUUGCUUAUGGUAAUGGGGUUCCGCAGAGUCGUCCCCCCCCACACACACAUACACACCCUACACAGCACACUGCUGGCCUUACAAAAUGAAGAGUGAGCACGUGUGAAUGCCAUCCUGGGGGUCUCAUGAUUUCUUAGGUCCUUUGGGGGGGCAUUUAAGCUCAUUUACUUGGUCUUUUUGUUUUUCAUGCUUUCUCUCCAUUUUCAGAUUCCCCUCCAUUUUUGCUUGCGACUAAUGCAUAUUGAAAACGGUUUACUUUAUACUAUAUAUUGUACACUUAAUACACCCUAUACUGUAUAUUGUACACUGUAUGCUGUUUACUCUAUACUGUAUGCUGAUUACUGUACAUGGUAUACGGAAUACUGUGUACUGUACACUGUAUGCUAUAUGCUCUAUUGUUGAAACUGCAACUGUCCUCCAAGGGGGUAAAAAUAUGUUCCACAUUCUCGGGCCUUUAAAAAUCGCCAUCUGUCAGCCCGGUGUAGGCAAAAAUACCAUCAGUAAUGGUGUCUGGUUCUUGACUCCUUUUGGAAAGAUGGUAAAAAACACUCACAGGUGUGUGUGUGUCAUGGGGAACGAGGACACAGGGUAUUGCAUUGACCCAGUCCCUGUGGCAGACUUGAUGAGGACAUUGCAAAAAGCCAUAUUUGAUACAGUGGUGGCCCUAUGCGCAAUGUGUGUGUGUGUGAGUGUGUGUGUGCUGCUCCAUUAACUCUGCACGUGCUACCACUGCAGUCCAAGUUAAAUUCCGCGUCGGCAGCGGCUGCAUCUCUAAAAGCCCGUUGAAAAGGGCUGAGAGGUGUUGCGGAAGCGCUGAGCCGCGUCACAUGAUGCACUUUAAAUCCCACAGGGAGCCUCUAAUGUGCAGGGAGUGCCUGUUUACCACACCAGACCUUUGUGUUAACUGCCUGUUACACUCCAUGCUGACCCCCCGCCCGCGUUUCAAAGUGCCUUUCUGGUCUCUGCUUUGCUGAAUUUAAAUGCUUCUGCCAUCAUUUUUUUGUGAUCCUUUCCGAUUUUAAACAUCUGCACUGGAGCCUCUGUGAUUUACUGUUCAAUCCUGUAUCUACACGUAUGAAAUGAUUAAAUAG